CAUCCCGGUUGCUAUUUCACAACCAGCUGUCACAACAUACAAAACAUGCUUUCAUAACAAAAAAAACGCAUUAUUUUCUCGCCGCUCAAGCAUGGUUCUACUAUGAGUGACUACUUUUAUCUAGAUGUUGAAAUAAAACUCGCUGAAGAGCCGAACCAAUUGUCCGCACUAUACCUGAAGGGCAGCAUAGAGCGAUCGCUGACGAAAGUGUUCGGCGAAAUCGGUGGCCAAACUGAGGUUGAUCUGCUGAAAUUUGACGCACAGCGAAAGCGUAUUAUCCUGCGCGUGCCGAAAGAAUUCUACGUGAAGCUCCGCGCUGCCAUAACGCUGAUCGGAGAGUUCCAAGGAGUGCCCUGCAACUUCCAGGUAAAGAAGGCAUCGCCCCUGCUGCUCUCGUUGGUGGAAACGCACGUAGACUUUGCCGGUCAAACCGUCGCUUGAAUCAUGUCGCUGUGUAAAAGCUACGGCAAGGAUAAGGUGAUUUUUGCUACCGCCGAGGAUCAUGCCACGCCGAGCAAGGUGGAGCUACCGGAAUCGGAACCGCGACCGGGACUGAUACUGGAAAAUGGAGACAUCAACUGGAACUGUCCAUGCCUCGGUGGCAUGGCGAUCGGUCCGUGCGGUAACGAGUUCCGGGAAGCAUUCUCUUGCUUCCACUACAGGUAUGUCACUCGUGGGAUUUAUCGAACCAUCCGUGCCUGGAGAACUGUGUUACAUAAACCAACCAUGCUCUCCAUUCUUCCAGCCAAGCACAACCGAAGGGUUCGGAUUGCUACGAAGCGUUCAGCACAAUGAACGAAUGCAUGCGGAACUAUCCUGGCGUGUACAAACAAAACCUCAACGAGGACGAGGAUGAGGAGAGUGGUGCCGGUGUGGCGAGCAUGAUAGCCGACGAAGGCGAGGAAGAGGAUGAUGUCGAUGCGCCUCCUCCGGCAAAGGCGGAAAGCGAAUCAAAAACUGUAGCGACAAAAGCGAACUAAGUUGUAUAAGCGAACAAACAAUAAUAUACGCCAGAGAGUAGUGUUACAGCUGUGA
Molecule: messenger RNA, 1035 nt
Organism: Anopheles gambiae (African malaria mosquito)
Lineage: Eukaryota; Metazoa; Arthropoda; Insecta; Diptera; Culicidae
Product: ribonuclease P protein subunit p14
Exons: 2
Coding region: 103-441 (112 amino acids)
Biological process (GO): tRNA 5'-leader removal
Cellular component (GO): ribonuclease P complex
Source: RefSeq, a predicted model, not a curated record